GCCCCCUCCCAUGCGGAUCCUGACGGAGGCCGCUUGUUUGGAAGCCGACGCAGCAAGGAAGGGGCUCUGCACACAUUGUUCCAGCAGAACCUGUACCCAGGCAUCGCCACCAGAGAACGACUGGCCCAAGAGCUGGACAUUCCAGAAUCCAGGAUCCAGGUGUGGUUCCAGAGCCAGCGCACAAGACAGAUAAGGCAGAGCCGAUUGGAGUCUGCCAAAGCCCAAGGGGAAGGGCCACCACAUGGACAGGAGCAGCCUCCAGCUUGGACUCAAGUUAACUCCCCAUCAUACAAAACGGCUCUCUUAUUGAGCUUCUCCUUGACACAGGAAUUGCCCUGUGUUUGGCAAGAAGGCUUAGCAGAGGAACCCAUGACCACUGGUUCCAGCCGCCUUUCUGUCCCCAGAGGUGAACAAUGUGCAUGCACCGCCUGGUGGGCAGGUGCAUUGUUUCUGGGCAAGAAAGGUUUUGAAUCUUCUUCUCCUGAAACUGUAGGAAGGACAGAGUCCUCUUCUGGGGUCACCUCAGACUUUAGAUCCAAGCACUGUCUUGUGUGGAUGGGUCCGUGCUGA
Messenger RNA from Odobenus rosmarus divergens (Pacific walrus), 570 nucleotides. RefSeq names its product putative double homeobox protein 3-like. The record is from RefSeq and is a predicted model, not a curated record. The transcript has 2 exons. The annotation marks the transcript as partial. NCBI's taxonomy places the organism in Eukaryota, Metazoa, Chordata, Mammalia, Carnivora, Odobenidae.